ACACUGGGCGAGCUGGGCCAGUCAGUUUGAGUAGCGCUUGUGUGCGUUGGGUCCGGGUUGGUGCGCACUAUAUUCAUCCAAAUAAACCACAACUUGAUUAUUUCAUGGAAGAUGAUCGUCCGGAACAGUUUGUGCUAGUUAACUGGCUACGUUAGUUUCAGUGGCUAUGCAGGCUCGUUACACAUUGGUUACACUACUAUGGUGGGCAAUGUUCCCAACCUUGUAUUUGUCACUGGCGACCUCUAGCGGUAAACUACAAUUUACAUCGAAGUGACGUACCACAGUGCGCUUGUCAUAUGACUAUCGAGGUCCAUACAAUUUUGGACAAUGCGGAUAUAGCAGAGACAAUCGAUCAGUUGAACAUGCGACUCAAUACUUGACGUGCACUUUAUGACAUGUCAAAUAUCCUGAUAAAAACUAGAUAGAAUGCCAUUGUCAACAGCACUCAUCCCUCUUGCUUUGUUCAUUGGAGUAGCAACACGAUCCAGAGGCAGUGAUGAGUGUAUGGCCCGUAACUUUGGCCAUGGCUCGGUGGUGUGUGAGUGUAACUCCACCCACUGUGACAGUAUUGGGUCGGACACACUACCUGUCUUGGGUCAGUUCCUGUCCUUCACCAGCAGUAAGGCUGGCAGCAGGCUGCAGAGAGGACAGGGACAGAAGAACAGCACUGGAGCAGUUCUCAGGCUGACUGUGGUUCCCUACCAGAAGUACCAGAGGAUCAGAGGGUUUGGAGGAGCCAUGACAGACUCAGCUGCCAUCAACAUCCUGUCUCUGUCCCCCAGAACACAGGACCAGCUACUACGACAGUACUUCUCUGCUCAGGGUAUUGGGUACAGUGUGGUGCGGGUGCCCAUUGCCAGCUGUGACUUCUCAACCCAUCUGUACACCUAUGCCGACUCACCUGGAGACUACAACCUGGACAACUUUACCUUAGCACCAGAGGACACUAACAUGAAGAUCCCCCUGCUGCAGCGAGCCCAGGCCCUGUCGCCCCGCCCCCUGUCUCUGCUGGCCAGUGCCUGGAGCGCCCCCGCAUGGUUGAAGACCAACGGUGCUCUCACUGGCAAGGGCUCUUUGAAGGGCCAGCCUGGGGGCAAGGAGCACAAGACCUGGGCUAAAUACUAUGUCAGGUUCCUGGAGGAGUAUGCCAAAUACAACCUAUCAUUCUGGGCCGUGACCACAGGCAACGAGCCCUCUGCUGGACAGAUGACCAACUACAGUUUCCAGGCUCUGGGCUUCACAGCAGAGGAGCAGAGGGAUUGGGUGGGCCUGGACCUAGGCCCCGCCCUGCACACCUCCACACACCCCCACACACACCUCCUCAUCCUGGACGACAACAGACUGCUACUGCCACACUGGGCUAAAGUGGUCCUCAGUGAUGUGCGUGCUGGCAGGUAUAUCCAUGGUGUUGGAGUCCACUGGUACCUGGACACUCUGGUGCCGGCAGAGCUCUCCCUGGGCACUACCCACCACCUGUACCCAGAAUACUACCUGUUUGGAACAGAGGCCUGCGCUGGCUGGAGCCCCACAGACAGAGGAGUACGGCUGGGUAGCUGGGAGAGAGCUGAGCAGUACGCACACAGCAUCAUACAGGACCUGAACCACUAUGUGGUGGGCUGGACAGACUGGAACCUGGCUCUGGACCAAGGAGGAGGGCCCAACUGGGUGAAGAACUUCGUGGACAGCCCCAUCAUCGUGGACCACAGCCGAGACAUCUUCUACAAACAGCCCACCUUCUAUAGCAUGGCCCACUUCAGUAAGUUCCUGUGGGAGGGGUCUCAGAGAGUGGGUGUGUCCUUCAGUCAGGAAACAAAACUGGAAAGCUCUGCCUUCGUCAGGCCAGACGGGUCAGUGGUGCUUACCAUCCUCAACAGGUCGUCGUCAGAGGUCCAGUUUGAGGUGUAUGAUCCUGCUGUGGGUUUCAUCUCCUCCAGUGCUCCAGCCCACUCCCUGCUCACACUCGCUUGGAACACACGCUGAUCACACUGGAAUGGAACACACACGUAUACACAGACAAACACACACUCUGACCGCACUGGAAUGGAACACACACGUAUACACAGACAAACACACACUCUGACCGCACUGGAAUGGAACACACACGUAUACACAGACAAACACACACUCUGACCGCACUGGAAUGGAACACACAUGUAUACACAGACAAACACACACUCUGACCGCACUGGAAUGGAACACACACGUAUACACAGACCUUUACUGCCAGGGCCAAAGCAUUGUCACAGUCGGCAUUACCCCUGUGCUACACUUCCAAAAAACAACCAAACAUUUGUCAUCUGUCAGCACCAUUAUCCCUCACUAGCAGGUCUGCUACAUUUCCACCAGCACACUCAACUCCCACCACCAUCCAAAGCCCAAUGUGCUGCCUCAUAACAGCCUGACUGGUCACAGCAUACCUGAUAACCCUGCAGCAUCGUGGGCUCUGCCAUUUCUUUGAUCAGAGCUUGAAAUGUGUGUGUGGUUUAGCCAAUACAGCCAAAUAUGUUGUGUGUUCCUAUGUAUGCUGUGACUAUCUGCACUGAUCCUCAUCACGCUGGGAAAAGCUCUGGAAUGUGUGAAUAUAGCAUGUGAUCAAACCAGGGCCAGGUACACUACUAUGAUCAGACACUGCUGCUGCUUGAGAAGGUCUGACCAUUACACCGGUCUGCUAACAACUGUUUCUAAACUGAAAUCUGGUUAAUAACGGUGUGAACAUAGUUUAUAAAAGAGAUCAUGUAAAUUAAUAAUGUACCCUCUGUAUUAAUGCCAUUUAAAACCAUUUGCCUUUUGAAUUUGAAUAAAUGAUUUGUCUCUAUUACGUCUUCA
Molecule: messenger RNA, 2826 nt
Organism: Salvelinus namaycush (lake trout)
Lineage: Eukaryota; Metazoa; Chordata; Actinopteri; Salmoniformes; Salmonidae
Product: lysosomal acid glucosylceramidase-like
Exons: 12
Coding region: 427-1980 (517 amino acids)
Biological process (GO): glucosylceramide catabolic process
Molecular function (GO): glucosylceramidase activity
Source: RefSeq, a predicted model, not a curated record